AUGGCAGACAUCACCGACCAGCACGAUCAGACUUCCCCCAAUGAACUCGAUGAGUCUCAGGGAAAUGGUAACCCUGGUGCUCCCGGCACCGGUCCUGAAUCUAGAGGAGUCAAGCGACAGCGCGCCGCGCCCGCCGACGACGACGAUGACGAUGACGAAAAGGGAAACCGCGAGCGUCGCAAGAUUGAGAUCAAGUUCAUCAGCGACAAGUCACGACGUCACAUCACCUUUUCCAAGCGCAAGGCCGGAAUCAUGAAAAAGGCCUACGAACUGUCCGUCCUCACUGGCACCCAGGUCCUCCUUCUCGUCGUUUCCGAGACCGGUCUCGUCUACACCUUCACUACGCCCAAGCUCCAACCGCUCGUCACUAAGGCUGAGGGCAAGAACUUGAUCCAGGCGUGCCUGAACGCUCCCGAGCCGACCAGCAACGACAACGGCGUCGACGGCCCCGACCAGGUCGACUCCCCCGAGGAGCCGCCCCAGCCUCACAUGCCCCCCCAGGCCGCCCGUCCCGCCGGCAUACCGCAGAACCCUCACAUGCCGGCCGGCAACUACAUGCCCCCCAACAUGUCGAUGGACCCCCAGCAUGCCAUGGCCUACCAAGACUACGUCCAGCGGAAUCAGGGCUACCCUGGUGGUCUCCCCCCUCAGCCGGGAAUGCCGCCCAACAGUCACCAGUCAUAG
Geosmithia morbida is the source of this 684-nucleotide messenger RNA. RefSeq lists its product as uncharacterized. Gene Ontology annotation, molecular function: RNA polymerase II cis-regulatory region sequence-specific DNA binding; DNA-binding transcription factor activity, RNA polymerase II-specific; protein dimerization activity. The record is from RefSeq and is a predicted model, not a curated record. The transcript has 3 exons. Bases 1 to 684 code for a protein of 227 amino acids. NCBI's taxonomy places the organism in Eukaryota, Fungi, Ascomycota, Sordariomycetes, Hypocreales, Bionectriaceae. Gene Ontology annotation, biological process: positive regulation of transcription by RNA polymerase II.